UUUCAUGUUUCAUCCUCUAUUACGAGAAAGUGGUUGCAAAUCGGUUCGCGCGUGUGUAUUUUUCAAUUUUCGGUUCGAUUUUUCGGUGGAAUCCAUUUGUUGCCUAUCGCAAACCAUUUCCGGGAGUGCACUGCAAGUGGUAGCUACAGAAAAGCUCGCCCCAAUGAGGGCUAAGCACGCGAAAAUUGCAUUCGAAAAUUUUCCUCCCUCGGACGAAUUUUUCUUCCUCCAGCCUCAAUACAGCAAGGACAGCAGCGCUGAGAAGAAGAACCAAAACGUCACUCACGUCGUGAGCCACAGCAGCCGGUGCUAUCGUGCUUUGCAGCAGGAAGAAACAAUCGAACUUUCCGCGGACGGGCGGCAGCUGUUCGGCGAUAUUGUUGUUUAUCUCAUCAAGUUGGUGGCAACAAUCGAAGAGGGCUUCAACCGCGGCAGCGUUGGAAGCGCUCGUGAGCCACGUUAGAUGGAAGUAUGAACCAAGAGCCCUGCUCAAGCGCCCUUACGCAGAUUACUUAUCUGGUUACGAACUUGAAUAAAAAGAACUUUGCAUCGAGCAGCCGACAGUUAGCACAGUUGGUGAAAGACUUUGGAUUAGAAGCCGAUCGACAUUUGCUGCGUUGUUUGUUUUCUACGAUAGACUUCUCCGGUGUCGCAACUGGAGACGCCUUAGUGGACCAUUCUCGGAACAGCAGCAGCAGCAGCAGUAGCAGUAGUGGUACCAGCAGUAGUAUCAACAGUAGUUUCCAGCCGCAUAUUCGUCUUCUGCUAAGAGAACUUCUUGGACUGCUGACUAAACCGCAGCUGGUGGGGAACAUUUGCCAAGCGGUAGACAAUCCGUUUCCGUAUCAAAGGACAUUAAUACCAUCGACCAAUCUAGCUACUCAAAUAGCCAGAACUCUCAACUGUUCACCGAUUCAGGAAGCCGCUCUAUCACUAGCCCUAUUCCAUUCGUCGAACCCGGAAACAGUGCGCAGCGCGGAAGCUCUAGGCCGUAGCUGCUUGGGUGAGCUUAUCCAGUCUUACAUCGACCUUGAACCCAGCCAAACAAACCAGGAAGGAAGCCUCAAUAGCGUCUCACCUGAGCUCCUGCAGCAUAUCCUCUCGCUCGUUUCGCACGGCAAGCACCGGGAACUCGGUCUGUCGGAUACUACCUACGGGAAAUUUUUGCAGCAACUUUGUCGUGACUUUCCGCGGGAUCGUGUCCCGCUGAUUCUUGCCCCACUCCUUUACUCAGAGGAUUCGGAAAUCUCUGCCGAAUCGGUCAAACUAAAUUCGCAAGCCCUGCUGCGUUCGUCGGUGAUGGACACGGCCUGGGCCAGACUAGUAAUGGAAAUCGGUUACACUUUUACGGCCUCGCUCGAGGACUGUAAGAACCAUCUCCUGAAGGUCGGCGGGAGAGAGAUUUCAGCGCAAGAUGUAGCAAAAAUAAUUUCAUCAAUGUGCUUGACACAUGCGUCAUUAUCGGAAAGCAGCAUCAAUUUACCAACCCCUAGUAGCUUUUGGCCACAGGGAAGUGAUCCUGGAGGCAAAGGAAAAGAUGGCCAGAGUGGUGGUUCUGGCGGAGAGAAUAGCACUUGGAAGCCGGAAAUUUUCGUGCAGGCGUUGAAGGAGGUAGUUCCGGGUCUGAACUGGAAAGAUGUUUGCUUGGCACUGGAUCAUCCUGAGUUUUUGAUAAAGGAUCGUCCGGGACUGUCUCUGCUGUUGUCGAUUGUGAAGAUGGGAAUCCAAUCGAAUGGAUUAGGGCAACAUUUUCCAGUUGAAUGCGUUUAUCAGCGUUGGACCAACGUAGAGGGUCAGUUGUCGCUGAUUACGAUGAUUUUGAAGUGUCCGGAUUUGUACUCCUUUGCUGAUCACAUCUACACAAGCGUUUCGGUUGAUCUGCUGAAGACUCCUCCGGAGACGGAUAACAAAGAGGUGGCUUCUUGGAUGUCAUUACAUUUGGUGGACGUUUUACUGUACAUUGCCGAUAACGGAUUCUACGCACAGGCGAUGGAGAUAUUCAAGAUUCCAAUUCAAUUAUGUCCGGACAUUCUGUUUAUGGCAUUGCUACAGAUAAAUCCCCCGGUUACGGUGUCGCGCCAGGAACUGUUUACGACGUUGAUUCCAAUCUUUUUGGGAAACCAUCCGAAUUCGGGAACUAUUCUACAUCAUGCUUGGAACAACACCAAUUUCAACCAUUCGUUACGACAUAUAAUUUUGCAUUCAAUGAGCGAAUGGUAUCUUCGUGGUGAAAACGAUCAAUCACGUUUGUCUAGAAUUCUGGACGUCGCUCAAGAUUUGAAGGCAUUAUCCAACUUGCUGAAUGUAAGGUCAUUUAUUUUCAUCAUCGAUUUGGCAUGCUUGGCUUCCCGACGGGAGUAUCUGAAGCUAGAAAAAUGGUUAGCGGAUAAGAUUCGCGAACAUGGGGAACCCUUCGUGAAGACUAUCAUUAAGUUUUUGCAACGCCGCUGUCCGCAAAUCAUGGUAGGAAAGUUCGCCGAUGAGCAAAUUCCGAAGUCUGCUCAAUUGCCACCAGAAACGCUGAGUACAAUUUUGACUUGCUUGCAAGCUUGUGUUGGAAACGUAAGCCAAGAAGUGGCAGAGAUAAUCAUGGGAAUGGCCCAGUAUAAUUUGCUACUGACUAGCAAAACACGGGCUCAACAGGCUCCUCAACAACCACAGCCACCACCACCCGGUGUUCUGAGACCUCAUCGUGGACUUGAUGCUCCUUUCAAUGCAUCGGCUCUUGGAGGACAGAUUUUCCCAGGACCGUCCGUUGAGUCAUUAUCUGGUUUAGCUAGCAACAUGGCUGGUUUGAACCUCGGAGCUCCCGGCAACAGCGCAUUCAGCUUUGGUAGUGCGCUUGGCAAUCUGGUUUCAACGCCAGCUUCUCCUUCUAGACUGCUGGCUGGUCCAUCUAACAGUCCUUUUCCGUUAAUGUCGAUGCCGCCGUCUGCUCCUGUCGGAAACAUAGGACGUUUACCACAAACGCCUACAGGAGACAAACUUACUUUGCCGAAUGCCGGUCAGACAUCGUUCCCGGAGAUCGGCUGUCAGCAGGUGUCGAAGGAAGUAGAAGACGAAGCUAAUAGCUAUUUCCAGAGAAUUUACAAUCAUCCACCACACAACAAUUUGUCCAUCGAUGAAGUUCUAGAUAUGUUGCAGCGUUUCAAAGACUCCCCAAUUCGGCGCGAAUGUGACGUCUACCAAUGCAUGCUACGCAAUCUUUUCGAGGAAUACAAGUUCUUCCCACAGUACCCUGAUAAGGAACUGCAAAUCACAGCACAAUUGUUUGGUGGCAUGGUAGAGAGGAACUUAGUCACUACUUAUGUUGCCUUGGGAUUGGCUCUCCGGUGCGUGUUGGAUGCUCUGAAGAAACAAGAAGGAUCAAAGAUGUAUUACUUUGGUAUCACCGCGUUGGAUCGCUUCAAGAAUAAGCUACAUCUUUAUCCAAAGUACUGCGAGUAUGUUCAUUCAAUUCCACAUUUCGAUCAGUUUCCACCCCACCUAAUUGAAUACAUUGAAUAUGGUGCUCAAGGACAGGAACCACCGAAUAAAACGCUCGGCCCGGGACCACUACCGGCGUCGAUAACGCAACUUUUACCAGGACCUUCGGUUGUACCAGGGGGUAAUCCACUCUACCGCAGUAAUUCCGUCACGGGAACAAGCAACUUGACCGCGGUAGUAGCACCACCUCCAGCGAAGGUAAAUUUGGGGACACAAAUCCCCUCAACUACUCAACCACCACGCGUCAAAUCAAUUGCCAAUGCUACAAACAUUGACACUCUUCUGGUCGCCACUCAAGAUGGAGAGGAAAAGAUAAUUACGCCACCCGAUGCUAUGCAGGACAAAACCGCCUUUAUCUUCAACAAUUUGAGUCAGAUAAAUCUACAGCAAAAGUGUGAAGAGAUCAAGGACAUACUUCAAAAAGAUUAUUACGCUUGGCUGGCUCAGUAUUUGGUACUGAAGCGAGCAUCCAUUGAAGUGAACUUCCAUGUUCUCUAUUCAAACUUUUUGGAUGCACUAAAGAUAUUGGAGAUAAAUAAGUUGGUGACUAAAGAAACUUUUCGCAAUAUCAAGGUUCUGUUGCGGUCAGAUAAAGGAAUCGCCAACUUUUCCGAUCGCAGCUUAUUGAAAAACCUUGGUCACUGGCUUGGAAUGAUGACUCUAGGACGCAAUAAACCAAUUCUGCAGUUGGACAUUGAUAUGAAAUCGUUGCUCGUGGAGGCGUACAAUAAGGGUCAGCAGGAACUACUGUAUGUGGUUCCAUUCGUCGCCAAAGUGCUGGAAUCCUGUGCUAAGAGCAAGGUGUUCAAACCGCCGAAUCCUUGGACUAUGGCCAUAAUGAACGUGUUGGCCGAGUUGCAUCAAGAGCCGGAUCUUAAGCUGAAUCUUAAGUUUGAAAUCGAAGUGUUAUGCAAAAAUCUAAACAUCGACGUAACAGAUUUGAAACCCGCUGUCUAUUUGAAGGAUCCGGAGCGUGCUCAGAACAUCGAAUAUCAGCUUUCGCAGCCGAAACCGGCUAAGGAGUUACAGCCUGCUAUGGCAGUCAUGCAACAAGUUGCUGAGGAAAUGGUAACUACAGGACCGGCUGGUUCACCAGCCAUCCCAGCGAUGGAUCCAUCGUUGGCAGUUACAGGUCCGCCAGAGCCACGUUUCCACUAUUCAGAUAUAAACAUCUCUAGCUUCGCGUGUAUCAAUCAACAUGUAACGUAUUCGCCAAACAUCGGUCUACUUCACACGCAUCCCCACUUGAAGCAGAUCGUGAAAACCGCUCUGGAACGAACCAUAACCGAUUGGAUCACACCAGUUGUUGAGCGCAGCGUUAAAAUCGCCUCGAAAACGUGUGAGCAAAUUAUCAAAAAGGACUUCGCUCUGGACUCUGAUGAGAUGCGAAUGCGUACAGCAUCCCACAAUCUUGCUCGUAAUUUGGCGGCUGGUAUGGCCAUGAUUACUUGCCGCGACCAGUUGAUGCAAAACAUUCAGAACAAUAUCAAAACCGCCUUCAUGACCACGUUAAGUCCCACCCAAAAAGACGUUGCGGAUGCGGCAGCAAAUCAGCUAGCUGCGGACAACAUGGAACUGGUCUCAGCAUUCAUCCAGAAAACCGCCAUUGAGAAAGUGGUUCCCGAAAUGGACAAACUUCUAGCGACCGAGUACGAUAUGCGCAAACUUGCCCGCCAAGAGGGACGCCGAUAUUGCGAUGCUAGCGUAUUGACCUACCAGGCCGAGCGAAUGCCGGAGCGAAUCCGUUUGAGCGUCGGAGGUGUGUCGCUCAGUCAGCUGGCAGUCUACGAAGAGUUUGCGAGAAACAUUCCGGGCUUCCAGCCGAUUACCGAGCGGGAUAAUGCGCUUUUUGCGCCCAAGUUGGAACCGAUACCUCAACAACCACAGGUGCCGCAGUUUACGGCUGCCGCUGUCACUCCGGAUGAAAUUGGCGUUCUUUAUGAUGAGUUAGCUAGCAAGAUGGAAGCGUUUCUCAACACUGCCGUUAAUAUGCCGCAGUUACAGGUUCACCUCAACAACAUGCAUACCUUGCUGGAGUGCCUCAUUAUUGCUCGUCGUUCCCGGGAUAAUCUAACCGCGUGCAAUCUGCUGAACAAAUCGGUCGAGGGUAUAAUGGAUGGUCUGAUGAAUAUUCCGGACCAUAUCGAGCAAAUUAAACUAUACCGAGACAUUCAUUUGCGUGUGAUGCGCCUGCUGCAAGAUCCUCGGGCCUUCGGGCCGGUGUGGACGAACAAGGCUAUCACUCGUUAUAUGCUCGAAUGUCGCGAAGAAAUUCGCUACAACGUGGAAGCGGUUGAUUUGCUCAUUUCGUCAAAUUUUGUCAACAUGCCACAGUACGAUAUGAUGCUGAUGCAGCUGAUGGACAAUGGCAGCAACUAUAUGGCCGUCAUGUUUGCAAUGCAGUUAGUUCAAACUUAUAUCAUCGAUGAACGCCCCAAUUCGGUUAUAACCGAGAACGAUUUGUUGAAUACAAUCGAUCUGCUAGCUAGGCUGUCUGUUCACUCCCGUGCUCCGGAAGGACUGGCCCAUCUGAUUGAAAUGUUACGCUCGAACCAUGACCCCAAUACGUUCCUGGUGGAUCGCGCAUUCGCUGGACCGACGUCGUACAUCCACUCGGGAAUUAUUCAAGCUAGGGCAACCGACAUUGAGGAUCCACCAGGUUUUGCCGACAGAACCGAGUAUCUAUUGAAAGAUUGGAUCACUAUUUAUCACACUCAGGCAGCCGGUCGGGACCCAAUUAAAGCCUUCAGUAUCUUCGUGAACAAAAUGAAUGUGUACGGAAUUCUGAAAGGCGAUGAGCCGUUAACACGAUUCUUCCGUCACGCAACACAGUGUUGCAUCGAUCUGACUUACCGGAAUAUGACUGAUCCAACUUCGAAGACUAAGAUAUUCCAGUGGAUCGAUGCGUACGUGCGGUUGAUUGCCCUACUUGUGAAACAUUCUGGAGAGAGUGGCAAUUCGAGCACCAAACUGAAUUUGUUGAACAAGGUACUUGGCAUCGUAGUUGGAAUAUUACUACAGGAUCAGGAAGUGCACGGUACAACCUUCCAACAACUUGGCUACCACCGAAUUUUCAUCAUGCUAUUUCUGGAACUGAGUGCCCAUGAUCCAGUGCUGGAGAACAUCAGCUUGAGCGUGAUCACAGCAUUCUGUCACACGUUCCACAUUUUAAGACCAUCUUUGGCUCCGGGAUUCUGCUACUCCUGGUUGGAAUUAAUCUCCCAUCGCGUGUUCAUUGGUCGCAUUCUUGCAUCGAUACCUCAACAAAAGGGAUGGUCUAUGUACUCGCAAUUGCUUAUCGACCUCUUCAAAUAUCUAGCGCCGUUCCUGCGGAAUGCAGAACUAGCAAAACCAGUACAGCAUCUCUACAAAGGAACAUUGCGUGUGUUAUUGGUGCUACUGCACGAUUUCCCUGAAUUUCUAUGCGAUUAUCACUUUGGUUUCUGUGAUGUGAUCCCUCCGAAUUGCAUUCAAAUGAGAAAUCUCAUUCUGUCAGCCUAUCCGAGGAAUAUGCGACUGCCCGAUCCGUUUACACCUAACUUGAAGGUUGACAUGCUAACCGACAUUGGAGGAGCACCCAGAAUCUUCACUAACUAUGCUGCAGCUAUAACGCCUAGCAGCUUCAAAAAAGAUUUAGACUCGUAUCUGAAAGCACGUUCGCCGGUAACGUUCUUGUCUGAGCUCCGCAGCAAUUUGCAGAUUUCGAAUGAACCUGGCUCUCGUUAUAACAUCCCGCUGAUGAAUGCCUUGGUUCUGUACGUCGGAACUCAGGCAAUCGCUCACAUUCGCAGUUCGAAAAAUGUGUGUCCCACGAUGACUACCAUCGUGCACAGUGCUCACAUGGACAUCUUCCAGAAUCUUGCGGUAGAUCUGGACAAUGAAGGUCGCUACCUAUUCCUGAAUGCGAUUGCCAAUCAGCUGCGCUACCCGAAUAGUCAUACGCACUACUUCAGCUGUGCAAUUCUGUACCUCUUCGUGGAGGCCAAUUCGGAGGCGAUACAGGAACAAAUCACGCGCGUUCUGCUGGAACGGCUGAUCGUCAAUCGUCCUCACCCGUGGGGUCUGCUGAUUACGUUCAUAGAGCUCAUCAAGAAUCCAUCAUACAAGUUCUGGGACCAUGAUUUUGUUCACUGCGCGCCGGAAAUCGAAAAGUUAUUCGAAUCAGUAGCCAAUUCAUGCAUGGUGGUUAAAUCUAAGAGUCAGCAACAGAUGCCGAAUGUGGAAUCGGAAAUUGCGGAAUGCAAUUAGAGCGCCCCGGCUUGGUGGCGGUGAAAAAGUUUGCGAGGAAAGGAUGUUCCGCUGGAAACACGGCGACGAGAACGUUGGUAGGCGAUAAGUGAAAAGAGAUAAACACUGUUUUAAACAUGUAGUUUAUGCGUAACAACCAGAUAAGUUGAUUAUCGUGGUGGUGUUAGGCUACAAAUCUCAACGGUUUGCUGUGCAGUCGUUUGGAUACAAGCCAAUAUUUAUUGUUUCCUUUUUUAAAAGUUUGAAAAUCGGCUGAAUAUUUCUUUUUUGUUUGAAACUGAAUUUAUAACCUAAUUCGGGUGUGUGCUUGUACAUAUACUAACUUCACGCCCUUGUAAUGUUUUUAUAUCACAUAUUGGUAGGAAAAAUCACAUGUUUAGUGUCAUUUCUGUACUGCAACUUAUGAUAUAAGUAUAUACCGAGUGGUCCAAAACAAAAGCAAAAAUAAAACUAAACAUUACUAACGCAGUAACAGUAUAAGGGCAUGUGUUCCACACGUGUGUCGUUCAAUAAUAAUAAUGGGUUCUAAACCUAACCGAAAAUAAUAAAAUUGAAUAGAGAAAAAAUCGAUAAUGUCAAACUAAUCUAACUAGGUAUGUCUUAGGACCUACAUGUUAACACGUGUGCAGUAUCGAUUCUACCUAAUUAUUGAUUUAUGAAUAAAUUUCGAAUAAAUGAAA
Molecule: messenger RNA, 8414 nt
Organism: Wyeomyia smithii (pitcher-plant mosquito)
Lineage: Eukaryota; Metazoa; Arthropoda; Insecta; Diptera; Culicidae
Gene: Not1
Product: CCR4-NOT transcription complex subunit 1
Exons: 12
Coding region: 472-7734 (2420 amino acids)
Biological process (GO): nuclear-transcribed mRNA catabolic process, deadenylation-dependent decay
Cellular component (GO): P-body; CCR4-NOT core complex
Molecular function (GO): molecular adaptor activity
Source: RefSeq, a predicted model, not a curated record